CUUUCACACAGCGCAAUUUGAGAGGUUGAAUAAAAUACCUUGACCAAAUCAGACCUUAACAACACUUAAACCCAGCUCUAGGUUAUGCGUUACCCCACACUGUCACUAGACGAACGAACUUCCCGGUUUUUUUUUUACCCAACCGCGCUGCCUAUUUUUUGUUUUACCAAAAUGCAAGUAGAAUCGUCAAAACUUGAGCUAAGGCAAAUAUGCGUAGAAAUAUGUGGCAUGGCAGGGACCUGGUACCAUUACAUAAAGAUUGGUCGCGAAACAAUGAGCCAUUUUUCGGGCGUACGGUUGCACAUUUUGGAUUUGGAGAAUCGUUUAACCAAUCUUUCGAAUGAUCGUCUCCUUCGAGCGGCGGACAGAGAAAUUCGCACGAAGUACGAUAGACUUUCCUAUCCGAUUGCCGCGAUGAAAACCUAUCUGGAACAACUGCGCAAGGUACGGGAUAGGAUCUGUACAUUUUUAAGCCGCACGCGCAUGUUUAUGGAUGAUGAAAUCGUUGAGAAGUACGACAUAACCCCGAUAUUGAGAACACCGCAAGUGCUGGAGAUCCUAGAGUUCCUGCGCUCACGCUACGAUGCAGAGUGGGAGGUCAAAGAGAUGGUAGUCAUGUCGUUGGAGGACGUUGACAGCGCCUACGAAAUUGAAGUUCUAGUAAAGGCCUGGGGCGACUGUCGCCAUGCAAACGGCGAGGAGUUCGUUCAAAAAUUGUCGGCAUUCUGUAUUGCAGUUCGGGACGGUGUUCCACCUGAACAAAAUCCAAUUCAGUGCACAUUUUAACCCAAGAAAGUAUCU
Drosophila subobscura is the source of this 801-nucleotide messenger RNA. RefSeq lists its product as uncharacterized. The transcript has 2 exons. Bases 85 to 786 code for a protein of 233 amino acids. The record is from RefSeq and is a predicted model, not a curated record. Lineage: Eukaryota; Metazoa; Arthropoda; Insecta; Diptera; Drosophilidae.